This is a messenger RNA of Lathyrus sativus (Indian pea), 1065 nucleotides long. Lineage: Eukaryota; Viridiplantae; Streptophyta; Magnoliopsida; Fabales; Fabaceae. The record is from the annotation of a GenBank genome assembly.
AUGGGAUUCAAAAUAAAUAUGCAAGUCUUUGUUUUUUCUAUCUUGAUUUUUCUCAUAAUCCCAACGCUAAUAGUUGCCGAAUGCACAUGCGAUGAGGAAGAUGAAGAUAGAAACAAAUCCAAAGCUCUUCGCUACAAGAUAGCAGCUUUAGUAUCAAUAAUGGUUGCAAGUGCAAUUGGUGUUUGUAUACCACUACUUGGAAAAGUGAUACCAGCUUUAAGUCCAGAAAAAGAUAUAUUUUUUGUCAUCAAAGCCUUUGCUGCUGGUGUGAUAUUAUCCACCGGUUUCAUUCACGUGCUCCCUGAUGCUUUUGAGAAUCUGACUUCGCCAUGUUUGAAGGAACAUCCUUGGGGUGAUUUUCCGUUCACUGGUUUUGUGGCUAUGUGCACCGCUAUGGGGACUCUAAUGAUUGAUACAUAUGCCACUGCUUAUUUUCAAAACCAGAAUUCUAGAAAAACACCGACACAAGUCAAGAAUCAUGAGUCAACCCCAGAUGUAGAGCAUGAAGGACAUGUGCAUGUUCAUACUCAUGCCUCACAUGGUCAUGCACAUGGCCAUAUUUCUUCGGAUCCAUCAUCAGAACUUCUUCGUCAUAGGGUUGUAUCACAGGUAUUGGAGUUGGGAAUUAUUGUUCAUUCGGUCAUAAUAGGAAUUUCACUGGGUGCUUCAGAGAGUCCUAAAACCAUAAGACCGCUGGUAGGUGCAUUGACUUUUCAUCAGUUCUUCGAAGGCAUGGGACUUGGAAGUUGUAUAACUCAGGCAAAUUUCAAGAGUUUAUCAAUUACAAUUAUGGGAUUGUUCUUUGCUUUGACAACUCCGGUAGGUAUUGGAAUUGGCAUAGGGAUCAGUAGUGUUUAUGAUGAGAACAGUCCAACAGCCCUUAUAGUUGAAGGAGUCUUCAAUGCAGCUUCAGCUGGGAUCUUAAUCUAUAUGGCACUUGUAGAUCUUCUUGCUGCUGAUUUUAUGAAUCCAAGGAUGCAAAAGAGUGGUAAACUUCGAUUAAGCUGCAAUGUAUCUCUUCUAUUAGGAGCUGGUGCUAUGUCUCUUAUAGCUAAAUGGGCUUGA